Molecule: messenger RNA, 942 nt
Organism: Trachymyrmex cornetzi
Lineage: Eukaryota; Metazoa; Arthropoda; Insecta; Hymenoptera; Formicidae
Exons: 3
Coding region: 1-942 (313 amino acids)
Source: RefSeq, a predicted model, not a curated record
AUGGCGUUAAUCGAAAAAACGGACAACUAUCCAGCGAUUGGUGCAGUCAUCUACGCCAUCGAAACUGACAAGGGCAAUGUGGUGGUCGCUUUGGACAAACAAGACUAUAUGAAUAAGAUGGAACAGUUGUUUUCUGAUCAAGACACUUAUCAAAUUUUGAAGCGUAACCCUGUGAAUAAAACUUUGACUGAAUUGAAAUCAUUGUUAAGGGUAUGGAAGCAAAAUGGAUUCGUGCCUGAUGGUACUUAUUACAAUCUCAAUAGUUCCAUUGCAACUUUACCACGUGUGUAUGGACUUCCAAAGAUUCAUAAACCGGGUCAUCCACUGAGAGUCAUAGUCUCAUCAAUUGGCAGUCCUUUACAUAACUUAGCCUCAUAUCUCCAUAGCAUAAUUAAAAAAAGUCUAUCUUCAGUUGACAGCGGUGUAAAGAACAGUUUUACAUUGAUUAAAAAUAUUGAAGGAAUGAGAGUUCCUGAUGAAGCAUCUUUAGUUUCAUUAGACGUAGUAUCAUUGUUUACUAAUAUACCAGUUGAUUUGGUUUUGGAUGGAAUCUCUAAGAGGUGGCAUCUUAUAGAAUGCAAUACUGAAAUUCCUAAAGUGGAAUUUUUUAAAGCAUUAACAUUAGUUUUGAAUUCUUCGUUUUUUACUUUCAAUGAUAAAUUCUACAGACAGAUAUUUGGUGUUCCUAUGGGCUCCCCUCUCUCACCCAUAUCGGCGGAUAUAGUAAUGCAGGAUCUUGAGAUUGACAGCGGUGUAAAGAACAGUUUUACAUUGAUUAAAAAUAUUGAAGGAAUGAGAGUUCCUGAUGAAGCAUCUUUAGUUUCAUUAGACGUAGUAUCAUUGUUUACUAAUAUACCAGUUGAUUUGGUCUUGGAUGGAAUCUCUAAGAGGUGGCAUCUUAUAGAAUGCAAUACUGAAAUUCCUAAAGUGGAAUUUUUUUAA